Messenger RNA from Malurus melanocephalus (red-backed fairy wren), 1640 nucleotides. It is a transcript of the gene RSRP1, whose product is annotated as arginine and serine rich protein 1. Lineage: Eukaryota; Metazoa; Chordata; Aves; Passeriformes; Maluridae. The coding region runs from base 117 to 1307 and encodes 396 amino acids. The transcript has 6 exons. The record is from RefSeq and is a predicted model, not a curated record.
GUUCUGGAAGGUUCUGGGCCGGCCCUCAGUCGCUGGCGGCGGCRGCAGCGGGCGGAGGUGGUCCCGAUCUCCGGCUCUCUCGCGGUUCCAACGCGGCCCUAUCGCCUCUCGGCGCUAUGGGGGUGACUCACGAAGCGGGGCUCUCCCCUCAGGACCCGUGCGGGGGCAGCCCGGGCGGCUGGAGCCGGAGCGCCCAGGUGCCUCAGGGGAACCAGCGCGGGGCGUGCCCGGCGGCGCCCAGCGGAACAGAAACCGGGCACUGCAGAACAGCAGCCAAACCAGAGCCGGCUGCUGAGAGCACACAAAAAACAAACACUGGCAAAACAGACGACAUGACAGAUUUCAUGGACGACCUGACCCUCAGCUCUCCCAAGAAGAGAGAAUCAUCCGUGAGAUCCAAGAGGAGCUGCGCCCGCUCCUCCAGCCGCUCCUCCAGCCGUUCCUCGUGCAGCUCCCGCUCCAGCUCCAGCAGCUCCUCCUCAUCCUCAUCUCGCAGCUGGAGCCGCUCCCGAUCCCGCUCCCGUUCACGCUCCCGGCCCCGCAGGAACGGCUCGCGGCGCUCCCGGCGCUAUUCCCGCUCCUACUCGCGGAGCCGCUCGCGCUCCCGCGGUUACCGGCGCUACCGGAGCCGUUACCCGCCCCGGCACUACCGGCGUUACCGGCGCUCGCCGCCCCGCUACCGCUCCCGCUCCCGCAGCCGCUCCUGGUCCCGCGGCAGGGUCUACUACCGCCGCUCCUACUCCCGGAGCAGGUCCCGCUCCAGGGGCAGGAGGUACUACGGCUUUGGCAGAACCAUCUAUCCCGAGGCCUACAGGAGCUGGAGGAGCAGGUCCCGCACRCGCUCUCGCAGUCGCUCACCCCUGCACCUCAGUGAAAAAGACAAGAGGGAACUCCUGGAAAUUGCAAAAGCCAAUGCUGCCAAAGCUCUGGGAACAGAUAAUAUUGUCCUGCCAGCGAGCCUCAAGAUCUCUGCUCCCACCAAAGAGAUCAAAACUGUGAAACAGGAGCGUGAGGAAGCCACGGAGUCAGCUGAGCACCCCGGGAGCGCAGCAGAGGACGUGACCAAGGGUGGAGUGGAGAGAGCAACCAUUCAGAGGAGCAUUUCCUUCAGUCCUAACAACACAAUGGCCAAGCCAGCCCUGCAGAAGCCAGUGAGCCAUGUUGUUGUUAAGGAACCAGUGGUUUCCCCACCCAGAGAAGAUGACAGGAAGGGAAGCCCAUAUGGGCAGUGGGUUCCUGUCAAGAAAGAGGAGAAGAAAACAUUCCUGAACUUCUCACCCAAAAGCUCCCUGUUCCGGGCACGCUGAUGGGAACCACUGUCAGAACUGCAGCACUUCACACCCCUCAGUAGAGAAAUGGAGAUUUCUGAUGGGCUUGAAGAUUUGUUAAUACUGAGUAUUUAUUGAGGUCUUAAUUUUUGGAAUCUUAGGUUUCUCUUUCAGAUAGAGAGCACACAGAUCCAGAAGCCACAGAUGGGAAUCUUGUGUAUAUUUGUAAAUAUUUUGUAUUGCUUUAUUGGACUAGACCUUGCAGGUGGGUAACUUUUUCUAAACCAUAGUUGAGUAGCUGUUCUUUGAACACCCGGAUUUACAUUGUGUAACUGUUUACUUCAAGUGAAUAAAGUUUAGUUUUGCACUGGC